Chlorella variabilis is the source of this 2814-nucleotide messenger RNA. RefSeq lists its product as hypothetical. Bases 1 to 2814 code for a protein of 937 amino acids. The transcript is spliced from 22 exons. The record is from RefSeq and is a predicted model, not a curated record. NCBI's taxonomy places the organism in Eukaryota, Viridiplantae, Chlorophyta, Trebouxiophyceae, Chlorellales, Chlorellaceae. Gene Ontology annotation, biological process: carbohydrate metabolic process.
AUGGCGGCCAGGACUGGACUGCUCCUGGUUGGGCUGGUGCUGCUUGCAAUAGCAGCAGUUGCCGACCCGCCGCACAUCCAAGGCUUCUCGCUGGCCGUUGUGCAGCUGGCGGCUGAUGGCGAGUUUGCCGACAACUUCAACAUGACCAGCCAGUACUUGCUGGCGCUGGAGCCCGACCGCCUGCUGUUCAACUUUCGGAAGAACGCCGGCCUGCCCACUCCAGGCGCCUCGUACGGCGGCUGGGAGUGGUCGGAGUCCGAGGUCCGGGGCCAGUUCAUCGGGCACUACAUGAGCGCCGUGGCCUUUGCCGCCCUGCACACAGGCCGUACCGAGUUUUAUGACCGCUCUAAGCUGAUGGUGCACGAGCUGAAGAAGGUGCAGGAUGCCUUUGGCAACGGGUACCUCUCCGCCUUCCCCGAGAGCCACUUUGACCGGCUGGAGGCGCUGCAGCCGGUGUGGGCGCCCUACUAUGUGAUCCACAAGAUCAUGGCUGGGUUGCUGGAUCAGCACCAGCUGGCAGGAACGGAUGAGGCGCUCAAGAUGGCGGAGCAGAUGGCCAGCUACUUUUGCGGCAGGGCGCAGCGCGUGCGGGAGAACAAUGGAGAGGACUACUGGUAUCGCUGUCUAGAGAACGAGUUCGGUGGCAUGAACGAGGUGCUGUACAACUUGUUUGCUGUCACUGCGGACGACCAUCACGCAGAAUGCGCCCACUGGUUUGACAAGCCUGUCUUCUACCGCCCGCUGGUUGAAGGCACCGACCCUCUGCCCGGUCUCCACGCCAACACACACUUGGCGCAGGUGCAAGGGUUUGCUGCGAGGUAUGAGCACCUGGGCGACGAGGAGGCUAUGGCAGCCGUGCGCAAUUUCUUUGCCCUCAUCCUGCAGCACCACACCUUCAGCACCGGCGGCAGCAACUGGUACGAGCGCUGGGGCAAUGAGGACAGCCUGGCUGAAGCCAUCAACAAUACGGACGCAUCGCGCAUCACCGAGGAGUCGUGCACACAGUACAACAUCCUCAAGCUGGCGCGCUACUUGUUCAGGCACACCGGGGAUCCAGCCCUGGCCGAUUUCUAUGAGCGGGCCAUCCUGAAUGAUGUUAUUGGCAUCCAAAAGAUUCGGGACAGCGCCGACAACCCCCAGCACAGCCACCAUGCACACCGGCACCCGCACCCCCCACACAUGGCAGCGCACCUGGGCCAGCUGAAUGCCGACCAGGAGGCGCACGGUGGCUGGCGCCGCGACACGCUGGAGGCCGCGCCAGCAGCCCCUGGCUCGGGCCUAGCUCGCCCCGCCAACUACCAGAUUGUGUCAUGGCAAGAUGAUCCCUAUGCCGCUGCCCACGCCAACAGCGUCCAGCCAGCCGGCCCCGGUGUCUACAUUUACUAUCUGCCGCUGGGGGUGGGGCAUGACAAGAACUGGGGCACGCCCUGGGACACCUUUUGGUGCUGCUAUGGUACAGCCGUCGAGAGCUUCAGUUCGCUGGCCGGUAGCAUCUACUUCAAGCACAUGCCCGGCACUGCGCCCUCUGCCAGCAGCAGUGGCCCCACCGCGGCCGAGGAUCUGCCACAGCUCUUUGUGAACCAGAUGGUCAGCAGCAGCGUGCACUGGAGGGAGCUGGGCGUGGAGGGAAGCGCCAACGGCGACAAGCCACAGGCUCAGUUUGUGCUCAACUGGCGUGUGCCCGGGUGGGCCAAGGGCGAUGAGGUGAUGCUGCGUGUCAACGGCAAGGAGUAUUUGGAGUGUGCACAAGGAGCGGCAGCGGCUGCCCACGAUGCGCUAGGCUUCCAGCCCCCACAGUUUGGCGCCGGCGCGCGCUUCUGCUCGCUGGGCAGCACCUGGAGCGAUGGGGAUGUGGUUGAGGCCGACAUGCCGAUGUGGGUGGUGACCGAGGACCUCAACGACAGCCGCAAGGCGAUGCAGUCCCUCAAGGCGAUCAUGAUGGGCCCCUUCGUCAUGGCAGGCGUGCUGCUUUGUGGUGUGGCGGCUGGCCGUUGGCUGGCGUGGGGCUUGACCCACGAUACACGCGACCUGGUAGCAGAUCCCGCCAGCAUUGAGAAGGUCGUCUCGGUGCCCGACACUGCGGGCUUCGUAUCUCUGGGUGUGGCAGGCGCCAGCAAUUCGACCGAGCCCCAGCUGCCGGCAGCGCCGUUCCCGCUGCUGCGCCACUGCAACGGCAGUUUGUCGGUGGGCGGCAGCUGUGGCGGCUGGCCCGGCUCUGCCCUGGAUGCCACCUUCAAGCUGGUUGCGCCGCUCGCUGGCUGCCAGGAUGGCGCUCCUGCCGGCUGCGCCUCGCCACAUGCCCGCCAGCUGCUCACCCAGCCCGCCGUUGCCUUCAGCGAUGGCGGUCUGAACCAGGAGCCGCAACUGGUCAGCUUUGCUGCAGCCUCCCAGCCCUGCCACUACCUGACUAUUGACCCCAGUAGCGGCAAACUUCUGCUGCGCCAGCAGCUGCCUGCUGGUGCCGCCAGCCAGGCCAGCGCUGCUGCCCAGACCUUCCUGCUGCGCCCCCAAGCGGGCAUGGAGGAGGGAGACCACAUGGCUUUCACCCUGGAGCCGCUCAGCCAGCCGGGCACCAGCGUGCGGCUGGUCGAGCAUGGCCAGGAGCUGGGUGUGCAGGGUGCUGCCACCGAUGCCGCCAUCAUCCACCUGGUGCCUCCCGCCGCGUCCAGCUACCCUCCCGGCGCGCGCCUGCUGCACGGCCGCAACAGGGACUACCUGCUGGUGCCGAUUGGGCAGAUAAUGUCGGAGCACUACACUGCUUACUUCAAUUUCAUUGAAGACCAGGAUCAGGGCAGCGUGGAGCUAGGAUGGUGA